UUGCGCCGCCCCUCUUCCAUCUCCAACCCCGCGACCACCACCCAAAAGCUCCCGAAUCUCUCGAUCUCGCCCGAUCCAACAUCUUCUCUCUCCUCCGCUCCCUCCGCUCCCUCCCUCUCCCCCCGACUUGCUCCUCGCUUGGUGUGCCUCCUUCUUGACAGACAGCCAAUGGAGGUCGAGGCACCCGUACCCCCGCCCCAGCCAGCCGUCUCGCCCCCGGCGGCCUCGCCGGCCAAGAAGGCGCUGGCGGCGGCCCCGACGUCGGCUCUGAAGACAAGGGCCGCGAGGAGGAAGACGCUCUGCGACAUCACCAACCUGAGCAGGCGCGAGCUGGCCGAGGUGCCCGAUCAGUCGGCGUGCCCUGCAGCAGCCGCCGGCGCGGCCGGCGUUGAGAGGUUCGCGCAGCUAGUCAAGGAGAACGCAGAUCUCGUGAGCCUCAUCGCGGAGAGAGACGAGAUCAUACAGUUGAGCGGGACUGAGAUUCAGAAGCUGCGGCUCGCCAACUGGGAGCUCGCGCGGACCAAUUCCCAGAUGAUGGCGGAGCUUAAUCUUGGAAGAAACAAGUUGAAAGCGUUGCAACAUGAGCUUGUGUGCUCAAAAGCCGCCCUUAAAGUGAAGACAUCUGAAUUGGAGGAUGCAAAGAAGGCGAUGCUGCGGCGCAACAUAAACAUCCAAAGGACGCAACAUCUGGGGCCUGACAGAGCUGCACACACCAAGGAUGGAGAUGUUGUCGACCCAGAGCCUGCUUCGGACGCAUCGCGUGCUGGAAGCAUCCAGAGGUCCGGGAACGUCAGCAGGAAACGGAUGCUGAGAUCUCGAUCUCUAGGACCUGUGGCAUCGGCGAAACUGGCGCUGCCGAAGGAUAAGGAGACCUCGCAGAGACGGAAGUCCAUGAGAAUGCCACAGCCAAGCGCCCGUUCAGAGGACUUGUUCGAGAUAGAGGACGUUCAGCUCGCCAUUGGCAGCUGCAAGAUCGACCCAGACAGUGCUUCUGGCAGCGAGAGGCCGGGGCACCAGUUUCUACGCAGAUCAUCUCUCGGAAGGCCGCUCCGGCAGGCCCGGGAACGAGUCACCUCCUACAAGGAGAUGCCUCUCCACGUUAAGCUCAGGAGGCCCUAGAGCAUGGCAGUUUUAUGUUGCGAUUUGUGAUGAUUCUUUGCUGUCUUCUGCAACCGCAGAAGUGCAGAUAGUGUGUAGUCUUUCGUGUGAAAAUCUGGUUGCCUUCGGUUUGUGUUCUAUCAAGCGUUGGGGUGUAAUUGAGGAGGAGCUGUAUUCAUUCUUUUCAUUCGGCGAUGCGUAAUUGAGGAGGAGCUGUGUACUUCUUCAAAUUAUAGUGUUGAUCUUAGGUCCUGUUUAGAUGCAGGAGCAAAACUAA
Molecule: messenger RNA, 1375 nt
Organism: Setaria italica (foxtail millet)
Lineage: Eukaryota; Viridiplantae; Streptophyta; Magnoliopsida; Poales; Poaceae
Product: shugoshin-1
Exons: 8
Coding region: 169-1119 (316 amino acids)
Biological process (GO): maintenance of meiotic sister chromatid cohesion; meiotic sister chromatid segregation
Cellular component (GO): nucleus; chromosome, centromeric region
Source: RefSeq, a predicted model, not a curated record